UACCACGUGUUCGGUGUCAUCCUUCAGAACGACACAGCGACUCUUUGUAAAACCGAGCUUGUUACUACGUUGUUAUUUAAGGGAGCUGGACUCUUUCCGCGGUGCGUCAGUAUCCCAGCCUGCUUUAAUGGCUAUUAAAGACUGCUAUUUGGAUUAAACUUGACCGUUGUAGACAGUUUAUUUCAGGGUGCACAGUGUUUUUGAGACUCAAACAGCUAGCUAGACCGAGCAAGUGUAGGGCUAGCUUGCUAACGUUAGUUAUUUACCCAUGAUGGAGUGGCUGGGCAACGGAGCUUCGAUGUUCCCCGAUGAAGAGCCUCGCAGUGACCCGGCCUCCACGGCGAGAGGCUCCGCUCAUGUUUCCCAGCAGCUCCCUUCCCCUCUCUCCACAUCCCAGCCACCUCAGUCAGCAUCGUCCCACCUUAGUGAUAGUGCUAUUGCGUCUCUGUGUCAGAGACAGCAGCGCUGUGUGAAGGCCUCUAUCGUGUCCAGCUGGAGGUUGGCUGAAGCCCAGGACCAGCUAUGCUCUCUUGGGGUCCACGGCUCCGAGUCCCUGGAGCAGGAACGUGCCCGGACUUUGGCUUGCCCCACAGAGCUCACACACAUUGAGCAGGAAUGGCACCGCAAGGAGAGCAUGCUGGGAAGUCAGGACCCCAGCCACAGCCCUGUCCUUGGAGCUGUCGGAAGUUGGGAUGUUUUUGAUAAGAGCAUUAUCAAUGCCCAAAAUAAAUCUGUAGAAAUGGAUCAGGACAAAUGCAAAACAUUUCUCCAGAAGUAUGAGGAAGAGCUCAGGCAUUUCGGCAUGUUGCGGCGAUGGGAUGACAGUCAGAGAUUCCUGUCAGACUUGCCUCAUCUCAUCUGUGAGGAGACAUCCAACUACCUGAUCCUAUGGUGCUUCAGACUACAGCAGGAAGGGAAAGAGGCACUGAUGGAGCAGGUGGCGCAUCAAGCCGUAGUCAUGCAGUUCAUCCUGGAGAUGGCCUCCAACUCCCAGCAGGAUCCCAGAGGCUGCUUCAGACAGUUCUUCCACAAAGCCAAAGCAGGACAAGAGGGCUACCUAGAUGUCUUCCAUACAGAGCUCGAGGCCUUCAAGCACAGAGUGAAAGAGUACACUGUCAAGUCUAAAGAGGAUACACCCAACGACAGCGAGACUGUCAAUACACGCUGCAGACUUGAUCCCAAAGAAGUCCUUGAAUCUUUACCUCCAGAACUGAAGGCCGGCUUCCAGCUCCAGGAUAUGCAGAUCUUACACAAUGUUCUCCGCACCAUGAAUCCACAGGUGGCAGAGUACCAUGUGAAGCGCUGUUUAGAAGCCGGACUAUGGACCAGCACAGGGAGGUGGACAAAAGACGAUACUACAGAAACAGAUGAUAUACGCAUGAUGGAGACAUCCUAGCAAAUGUGGGGUCAGCCCCCCGCCUUCUUUCUCUCCUUUCCGGCCCUUACCACAGUCCCCCCCAUGACCACAGGAACAACCUGAAUUAAUAAGCCCUCUUUCUACAGCUGACCAUGCUGACAAUGCCAGUACAGAGCAGGGAUUAAUAAAAGCAUGAUCAGUUUUCACUGGCACUCAUUUGUCAACUUUUGCACCUCAUCUCAUGUUCAGACUGCACAAGAGAACCUGCAGGUAACCAUGUACCUCUUAACAACAAACAUCAUUAUUAUUAUUAUUUUGUAACUUGGUUGAUGUCUGGCGAGUUGCUUCCUGCAGGAUAUUUGCUAAUGAAAUUAUGGGUUGUGCCAUAACCCUGGGUUUAGUAAUGGAGGAUAAGAGUUCUAUAAGCCUGUCUUCAGAUAACACUCUUUCAUUUAUCCCUGCAAAUAAACAUCUGUUUUUGAGAGGUAAAGAGCUGACCAACCUAAGUGCGUAAACUAGAUGACAAAAAAAAACAAUGAACAGUUUCUCUGGUUAAUAUUCAGUUAUUACUGCCCACCUCUGAAAUAUGACCCAGGGUGGUGGACAUCUAUUAGUAUUGAUAUUAGAACGUUGCUUAACGUUUAGAGGGCUAUUAAAACCCAGUCUCACGCCUCUGUUGAAAUUGUCUUCAGCGUAAGGCCUUUGAUAGAUUUUGAGCUAGUUACUUCACUCACCGCUGUCAUGCCAGUAACCAAAAGUGCAUUCCUCGUGGUAAUUUGAACUUGUAUUCGCAGAAAACACAGCUGCAAGCAAGCAGACGAGAAUGAAAUGACAGCAGAUCUGUACAGAGACGCUUCCAAGUCAAUUCUGUUGCUCGUUGUGCAGGUCACACUAAGUGAAAUGUGGCUGACACUCGUGCAAGGUGGAUAUAUGAGGAAUGGGAACUGGAAUUGUUGUUUAACAAGAUCUGCAUCUCAGAGAGAGAGAGAGAGAGACUGAUAGAGAGAGAGAGGAAAGGCAGGGGAAAGAGAGGGGAUGACAAGCAGCAAAUGGCUUGAGAUGGGAUUCAAACUCAGGAUGCUGUGGGUUGGACUCAGCUUUAACAAGUGGGCUGUGCUCUUAUCUGGUGAGCUACAAGGGCACCUGAUCAGUGGCCAUUUACUCUCAGAACAAACAGAAGGUGCAGUCAGCAGCUCGGCCUUGUCUAGGCGGUUGGGAUAAUCAGCUGCUUGACAUGUUGACAUGUGUUUCCACUCCGAGUUGAGCCAUGAAGCCGUACAGAGCUGCCAUCCUUUUCCCAAGUACAGCAACAACCUAAGUUGACAAGAGAAAAAUAGAUAGCCUAUCCUAUAACCCUGCUUUACCAAUAAAGAAUGGGAAUUAUUGCCAAGGUAGUCUUACUGGCUUUUCCUUCAGGCUGAAUAAUUUGUUAGAAUGACACGCACCAAGGCCAGCGCGUACGUGGCCGUGGGAAUGGCGCUACAUGAGGAAUAGCCUUUUGGCCAUUGUCCUGCCUGUUUGUCUUAGUGAAGGCAGGACAAUGGUUGAUUAAAUGUUUUAGACAAAAUAUUUUUCAGUGUUGUCUGGAGAGAGGCUUAUAGUAAUUAUUAAAAUUCGGAAAUUCCAACUAAAACGUAAACCUCCUCCAUUUGUCAUGCAUAACAAGCAUCUUUGAUGUUCAUAUUUUGUCUGAAUAGUGCAUAACUUAAAAAAAUCAUGUGUAAUUUCCCCCAGGGCACAACCGACCUGUGAAGUCAACAGAGGUGCAUUUGGCCACACUGUUACCAAAGUGUGAAUGGGAUUUCCAGUUCACAGAAAACAACACCAUAUUCAACAUACACUUACAAGGAAUUUCUCUUGUUCACUUGGCUUUUUCAAACUUUUCUGUACUUGAAAUGAUUCAGGCUUACAGAACCAUAUUGGACGGAGUAAGAAGAGUGCAUACACUAAUGUACCCAUCAUUUCAUGCUGGGUAACCAGUAAUAUAAUUUAUUGAUAGAGAAUGCACCUAAGUAGUGAUGCAAAUUUGCAUUUUGUGAAGGGCAAGAUCAGUCCAGUUGUUGGCACAGCUUGUAAAUGACACAAAUAAUCCAUAUUCAUGUAAUAUCUGGAUGUAGGACUCAUGGUAAUAGCUGUGUGGGCAAACAGCUAGUAGGUAAAGAGAGGCAAUAAUACUUGUCAUAUUUGGCUGUUAUACAUUAUAACCUCUUAUUAAUCUAAACUAAUAAGGUUUGCUCCCUGAUCAUUUAUUUCACUCAAGAGCUGCAAGUUUCAGCCAGAAAAUGUAAAGACCGCUCAGUGCAGUUAACAAAUUGUUUUUCAUCAUGCCAAAUGGUUAUUGUGGCAUUUGCACUGGUGAUCUUCCGUCUUUCCCUACAUACAAGAUGGACUUGGUCUGGGUGGGUUUUUUUUUUUUUUUUUUUUUAGGUAGAAUGGUGGGCCAGACUGGGGCUAACUCCUUUUUACCAGCUUUCCAUCUAUUUUACACAGAAUUCAAGCUGGAUCACUACCGCCAAUUUCCUUCUACAAGUGCUCCAUGUAAAGACUGCUGUAUAUCAUGUGUUGGCUAAAGUUCUUGGUUCUUGGAUCAGCACUUAAGUAGGAGAAACAAAGCACCAGUAUGGAGGGGGGAAAAGGGCUGCGCUCUCCACAAACAGACUUUUAUAUUUGUAUGUAGAGAAGAUAUCUCUACAUCUGAAUGUCUCCUGCACUUUAUAUUUCUCUUUCAAAACAGAAAAGUGGUUGAAAAGAGGCAGAGGGGGUAUUUCUGAAGCACUUGACCUCAUUACUCUUCCUUAAUCCAUAUCGCUUUGAUUUGAUUGAAAACUUUUUUUUUUUUCAUUUACAAGCAGGCCUUAGAUGAGCUUGUGUUUGAAUUAUGUGACAUUUCGUUUCAAUGUUAUUCUUUUAUUUUAUUUUUUUAAAUUCUGGUGUUUCCUGACUUUAUCUGCCACAGUGUUCAAGGGAGCUUGCUCUGAUUAUUAGGCUUCCACCUUACUGGCCCCUUUAGUGCCCUCAAAAUUCAGAGCCAAAUCUUUAAUGCUAGCAAGCUGAAAUCUGUGAAAAUCUGCUGAGCAAGAUGAUCAAUAAGAUUUAUAUUGCAAAUUGUGGAACUGACUAUCUCCUGGUGCAUUAAAGUACACGUGGUUUCGACUUAAA
Myripristis murdjan (pinecone soldierfish) is the source of this 4516-nucleotide messenger RNA. It is a transcript of the gene cdc37l1, whose product is annotated as cell division cycle 37-like 1. Lineage: Eukaryota; Metazoa; Chordata; Actinopteri; Holocentriformes; Holocentridae. Gene Ontology annotation, molecular function: protein-folding chaperone binding; heat shock protein binding. The record is from RefSeq and is a predicted model, not a curated record. Gene Ontology annotation, cellular component: cytoplasm. The coding region runs from base 269 to 1396 and encodes 375 amino acids. The transcript is spliced from 8 exons. Gene Ontology annotation, biological process: protein stabilization; protein folding.